UCUCUCACCCAUCCCCUCUCUCUCAUGCUCAACUCUGUGCUCAGCAUUAUCAGAGCUGCUGGGGUUGUAGGCAGGCUGAACAUCGCCUCUCAACAAACCACUUGCCACUGAGGAGAAACUUCAAGAAGCUCAUCCACGCAGCUUUUCCUCCUGCCUCAGGAUGCUGGAGCUCGGACAGAGAUGGACGAGGCUGAUCUGCUUGUCGCUCCUGUGCGUGUCUCUCUGCCUGCCGAGGGAAUCAAACGCCAGGAGAGCCCCCAAGAUUCCCCGAUGUCCUUCGACCUGCUCCUGCACCAAAGACAGUGCCUUCUGUGUGGAUACCAAAGCUAUCCCCAAAAGCUUUCCCCCUGGAAUCAUCUCUUUGACGAUGGUGAACGCGGCCUUUACAACGAUCCCAGAGGGAGCUUUCUCACACCUUCACCUGCUGCAGUUCUUGCUUUUGAACUCCAACACAUUCACCAUGAUUGCUGAUGAUGCAUUUGCUGGUCUGUCUCACCUGCAGUACCUGUUCAUUGAGAAUAAUGACAUCCAGGCUGUCUCAAAGUAUACUUUCAGAGGACUCAAAUCCCUGACUCAUCUAUCUCUCUCAAACAACAACCUGCAGCAGCUGCCAAGAGACAUCUUCAAACAUCUGGACAUCCUCACAGAUUUAGACCUGCGGGGGAACUCUUUCCGCUGUGACUGUAAAAUCAAAUGGCUGGUAGACUGGAUGGAGAAGACCAACACUUCUGUUCCUGCUAUCUACUGUGCCAGCCCCUUUGAGUUCCAGGGACGCAGAAUCCACGACCUUGCACCACGAGACUUCAACUGCAUUAGCGCCGAUUUUGCUGUUUAUGAAACGUUCCCGUUCCACUCCGUGUCUGUGGAGUCCUAUGAGUUCAAUGAGGAUCAGUUUGUUGCCUUUGCUCAGCCUGAUUCAGGGUUCUGCACCCUAUAUGUGUGGGAUCAUGUGGAGAUGGUCUUCAGGAAGUUUCAUAACAUAACCUCUCGCUCUGCUGUGUACUGCAAACCAGUGGUGAUAAGCAACAGUCUUUACAUGGUCGUUGCACAGCUUUUUGGAGGAUCUCAUAUCUACAAGUGGGAAGAGGACCCACAGCGCUUUGUAAAGAUCCAAGACAUUGACACCACACGUGUGAGGAAGCCUAACUUCGUGGAGACCUUCCAGCUGGAUGAAGAGUGGUACUUUGUAGUAGCAGACAGCUCCAAAGCGGGAUCCACCAGCAUUUAUCGCUGGAACAGCAAUGGUUUUUACACCCACCAGUCCCUCCAUCCCUGGCAUCGGGACACCCAUGUGGAGUUCCUGGACGUUGGGGGAAAGCCUCACCUCAUCCUCUCCAGUGCCUCUCAGCCACCAGUGGUUUACCAGUGGAACCGAAGCCAGAAGCAGUUCGCUUUCUUCUCCCAAAUCACAGAGCUGGCAGAUGUGCAGAUGGUGAAGCACUUUUGGGUGAGGAAAGUUCUUUACCUUUGCCUCACACGCUUCAUAGGUGACUCCAAGAUCCUCCGCUGGGAAGGGCAGCGUUUCAUAGAGAUCCAGACUCUUCCCUCCCGGGGCUCAAUGGCGGUGUAUCCUUUCACAGUGGGCCUCCGCCAGUACCUCAUUCUGGGAAGUGAUUUCUCCUUCUCCAGAGUAUACCUGUGGGAUGACCUCACUCAGCGCUUUCAGCCCUUCCAGGAGCUCAACAUGAGAGCCCCGCGAGCGUUCAGCUUGGUAUCCGUCGAUAACAAGGACAUCCUGUUGGCCGCCAGCUUCAAAGGUAACACCCUGGCCUACCAGCACCUGGUGGUGGAUCUCAGUGCCAAGUAGACAUGCUACAGUAAGAGGAGGAGUUUCUGAGCAUUUAUCAACAUGUGCCAAAUAAAUGAAAGACUGCAAAAUGUUUAAGCCAUGUAACUAAAGGUCUGCUGUUUCACAGGAUGUUUUAAGCGAGGCAACUAAUUAACAAUUAGUCUAUUUUUAUGCACUAUCCCUUAACAUCUGAAUGAAAUAAUGUGUUAAUACACAGCAUCAGUAACAUGCCAACAUAAGCGUCAUGUCACUGCCGCAUUACUGCUUCUGUUCUGCCAGCCAUAUAAAGUAUUAUAUUAUAUACUGUACUUUACUAAUGUGAAAAUGAUGUGCAUGUGCAUCGACUGAAUUAUUCACUGGAUGAGAUCAUGGAUGGAUUACUGGAUGGGCCUACUUGGCACAGGCCCAGGGGCCCAAAGUGUCAGGGGCCCCUCUGCCUACACCUGCAAAAUGUCACGUAAGGACAUGUAAAGACCAGGAAGAGACUCAAAAUGACCACAAAAAAACAUAAUACAAAUACAAAGACACAAAAAUAACUACAAAGGCAUACAAGACAACCACAAAGAGACACAUAAUGACUAUAAAGAGACACAAAACCACAACAACUUGCUCUUGUGUAGGAGAGGUGGAGCCUUUUGCAUGUCUGUGCCCAGGUGCCAAUGUCUCAUAAUCCACUCAUGUAUGAGAUGAGUUGUUUUAACUGAAACUAUAAGGAGUUUUGUAAAUUACACAGUGUAGUUUAUCUGUGUAGCAUUUUGCAUGACAUGGUACAAUUGAUAUAACUAUGUAAAACAAGCAAUACUUACCAUUUCAAUACUUUAAAUCCUUGAUUAAAGCUCUCUUGAUAUGUGAGAUGCCCGUGAAUUUGUUUGGGAUUUGAUGUUCAUUCUGCAAUAACAACAUGGGAUCAGAGCCAGCAUGAGCAAACUAAGGGACCCUCAUAUUUAACUGACCAUUGUUCUUUAAAAUUUAAGUUUUUCAAGAUAUUAUUCUUGAUUUUAUUAUAGUUCCCAUAGUACAAAAUGUCGCCCUAGUUCAUGACAGUUGGAUGGUCUGUGGACAUGGGAAAUGAAAGAACAUUUCAGACAGUAUAGAAAACUUGGAGAUUAUAACGAAGAUCAGAGAAUGUUUAUUUAAGUUAUAAAAAGUUCUAAACCAUUCCUAUGUUUUUAAUGUACAGUCACAAAUUGUAUUUAGUUGUUGCUGUGUAUAUUUGCACAUAGAUGGGUGGGUGGGAAGGAGGUAUGAUUAAA
This is a messenger RNA of Centropristis striata (black sea bass), 3042 nucleotides long. RefSeq names its product leucine-rich repeat LGI family, member 3 (gene lgi3). The record is from RefSeq and is a predicted model, not a curated record. Bases 161 to 1807 code for a protein of 548 amino acids. Gene Ontology annotation, biological process: regulation of exocytosis. The transcript is spliced from 9 exons. Gene Ontology annotation, molecular function: protein binding. Lineage: Eukaryota; Metazoa; Chordata; Actinopteri; Perciformes; Serranidae. Gene Ontology annotation, cellular component: synaptic vesicle.